Molecule: messenger RNA, 3588 nt
Organism: Planococcus citri (citrus mealybug)
Lineage: Eukaryota; Metazoa; Arthropoda; Insecta; Hemiptera; Pseudococcidae
Exons: 2
Coding region: 749-2272 (507 amino acids)
Source: RefSeq, a predicted model, not a curated record
CCUUAAUCCGCUUAUACAUUUUAUUCGUUUCAAAUUUAAUAGAGUGUUGACUGUUGAAGUUAGUACAUGAUAUUUAAUUUUUGAGGUGAUCAUCUGAUUUUUGAUAGGUACGUUGCAAUCAGCAAAUAGGUAUCUGCACGGAAUUCAACUCGGUGGCCUUCAUAUUAUCCGAAUCCAGGAAAAAUGUGGGAAAAUUCGAGGAAAUCUUUAUCACUUUUAUUCUUGAUCGUUUUUCAAUCAGCAAAUGCGCCGGAUUCCAGUCAAGGGACACACUUGAGUACAACUACUUCAUCAAGCAAUGCAUUCCUGUUUGACAGAAAACUGGAUGAAAAAUUUGAAAGAGAGCCGAAUAAGUAUUGGUCGGUUAGUAAAGCACGAGAAGCUGUUAUAAAACAAGAUUGGGAUUGCGGAACUCCGCUGAAAAAAAUUAUGAAGGCUGGAUCUUAUGAAUUUGAAAAUGAUACUUACAAGACUACUGAUGAAACACAAAUUGCAUAUAAUUGGAGAAAAAGUGAUGAUGAUUUCGGUAGAUGUUUAUGCCUAGCAGCGAAUGACUUACGUGUAGUCAUCAAAGAGUUGGCUAAAUCACUCAAAUAUGGAAAUUGGUCAGUUGUUGCUGAUGUGGCAAAAAAACGUCCUGAUUUUGAAAAGAAAAUUAAAAAGUAUAUGAAUCGUGCAGAGGUCUUCAUCAAUCUGGUGAUUGAAUUUGUCAAAGAAACUAUACCAUUUAACGAGAAAACCAACCAAUAUGAAAGUAGGUCUAAUUAAGUGGAAAAACGCAUGGUACAAUUUGUUACAAUUUUCAAUCACAUUUCCUAGCUUAUUGGCUCAUUAUAUGAUGGUUCCUUAUAAAUUACGUGAAAUACCAUCUAAAAAAAUUACAACAAACAUAUUAAAAAUUAUUCCAACACCAUUUAAAAGUUUAUUAUAUGAUCUUGAUAGUGUAAAAGUAAGAAGAAUAUUUGGACCAUGGCUCAUAGCUCAGAUCUACGAUUUGAGGUGUGAUGAAACAACGUAUAAGAAAAACAUAAUCGACGACGGCAAAGUGUAUGGAAAAAUCAUGAAAGACCUAAUAUUACCUUAUAGUGAGGUUGGUUUUGGUUCAGGACUUCAUCGUGAUGGAACAUAUAUAUCUCACCGAACGUUUCUUAGUUUUGGAGACUUGAAACAGAUGUGCUCGAGUGAUACUAUGUAUGCUUAUUUAUUUGACAAAAACUUGGCUAAUAAGCCUACACCACCAGUGCACUGGAAGAGAGUAUCAUCACUUCUACUUCAUCCCAAUAUUAAUCGUGGUCCUCCUGGUAUACUAACCCUCAGCACCGAUUUUUACUCUGAUAGUGAUCCGAAAGCAUCAUUGGGUGGUAAAAUCAUGCCACUAGCUCGAAUUUUGCGCAUCAAUACACCAAAGUGCAGAUUUUUUGUGCGAGGUGUGACAGCAGGUCUUGGAUUCUUUGAGGCUACAGAUUUCAAUAACAACAUGUAUUCCCAGUAUUGGGUUCAAUCCCGUAUACCUUACAGCGCCGAAUCCAAUACUCGAAUUCCGGAUUUUAAAUACGCCUAUGGUUUGAUAUUUUCCACAAAUCACGACAAUUACAUUAAGCUACAAACUUACGACACUAAGACAAAGGGUUAUUAUUUGUCGUAUUAUCCCACCAAAAAUUCGUGGAGCAUUGUUGGUAGUUUAGGCCUCACAGAGGAAACUUGGCAAGAUUUUCUUCUACAAAACUACGAAAUACAAGAAUAUGGCAAAUAUCGUGUAUACGAGCAUAUUCGUUACUCACAUCGUAAUAAAACGCAUGUGGUCAUAGAUUUAGAAAUUGAUAACCGCAAAGGAGACAAAGAAUUGGGUAUUCGGUACAGUUUGGUCGAUGUAGACCCUCAUAAACUUCAACAAACUAAACACGAACUGCAAGUUUUGAAAAUUCCAACGGGGAAAAUUGCGCGAUUGCAGCAUAUUGUCAACUUGCAGAAUUGUACUAUUAAGACAAUUCUGGAAGAAAAACUUCAGCGUAAUCCAAUGUGGCGAGAUUUUGAUGCUGGCAAGACAAUAUUACCUUUGGAUGAAUUUGAGAACAGCGUUGAGAAAUGGACUUUUAAUACACAAACCAAUGUAGUGUCGUCGUUGGUAUCUGGUGUACAUUAUAUGUGCGCUGCUCCUCUGCCAGAUGAGGAGGAACGUGAGUCGAUUCGUGAUGGUACAUUUGUCUUUGAUGCUAAGGAUAGAAAUGCGUAUGUAUACAAGAAAUCAAAUAUUCUGAUAUUCUUCAACUAACCAGUUUUCUUGGGUGUAUUUUAUUUUUCAUAUUUUACUUAUGCUUCUUGUCAGAGCUCAGAUCUAACUGAAUCUAUUAUUUGAAAUUGAAAGUUACUUAAUUUGUAUUAUAGAUAAUUUUUAUAAACAAAAAAGGUACCUAGGGAGAUAUCCUACAAAAGGGUGAAAUUGAGGUAGAAAACUGAAAAUUGGGUUACCCUACCUAUACCUAUUUGUUAGGUUCUUCCAAUACAAUUUUUGGAAGUUUCAGGGAACCAGGUUCUUGGAUUUUACAAUUUUGUAAGAAUUACAAUGAAAAAAAAAAAACAAAAUGAAAUCGACUUUGUGAUCCUUCAUCUGAUCGAUUUUAAUUUUUCGAAAAUUUCAUCUCUCAUAUUGAGAUCCCUACUAAAUUUUUAUUUACAGAUCUAAAACAUUUAAAAAUCCGCUGGAGGUUCCAAAAUAACUACUAAGCAACUAAUCAAUUUUGAAAGCCCUAAAUACAUUUUGAAUCGAAUUUUCACUUUUUGUUUCAUUGAGAUCCCAAACUGUUCAGAAAGGCCACAAUGACGAGGUAUAUCCGAGUUUACAGGUAUUAAAUUUUAUUUCAAUCCUUUCUCAUGUCAAUUUUCCCUCACGGGUAAAAUCCAAAAAUUCAUCGAAGGCUCCAAAAUGGCUCUGUAAAUUACCAAAAUCAAACCGGUAGGUCGAAAAAUAGGCCAGAUCCAAACCAAAUGUUAGCUUUCUACCUCAAAAAUGGAAUUGAAUUUUUAAAAAUUUAUCAAAAAAUAGAAAAAAUAAAAUUGAGCGUCAGAAGUGUGACUUAGUGGUAAGUAUGUUUCUGAAUAUCUACGUCGGAUCAACAAUUCUUCUACUGAUUGAGAUACCUAUUCCUACCUUCUUUGUAUAUACCUACCUACCGAUAUAAUGGGUGCCAAAAAUGAUGAUUAAUUGAACGUACCUAGGUAAACCUUUUUAUCAUCUAUCCUAAUCAAAUAAGUAUAAUUUAUUUUUUACGUUUUUUUUUUCAAGUUUUAUUUUUAUUAGAUCACAUACCUAGUUCUUAGAGCUUCUAGGUUGGUAAAUAGUUUUGGGAAUAUUUUUGGAAAUGAUGAUUGAAAAAAUAAUCCGUUUACCUAUCACUUAUAUUGAUCUUUUUUAUUCACAUAAGUAGGUAUUGGUUGGAGAAUUACUUGCAUAUUUAAUUUUUUAUAAGAGAAUAAAUUUCAACUAAUUGAGUAGGUACUUUAUAUCUAUAUAUUUCUUCAGGUGGUUUAUUUUAUGUUUAUACCAAUUAUAUUAAUUUGUUUUGUUUUCUUCAAGAUUUUGGCCUUUUA